CUCCAUAUUCUCCGCAACUGCUCCAAAUGAUCUCGUGACCAAGCUUGUGAUCGAAGAUGAAGAAGCAGUAGGUGUUGUGCUCGUAACUUGUUAUUGACUGUGUAUGUCGAGCAGCCCAAAUAAAUAAUAUAGAAUAACAAUACCAAAACAAUCGAGGAGUGGCUGCUUUUCAGCCGUAUUAGCGAGUCUCCUUCUCUGCAACCAUGGCGGAUCGCACGAACAUUAAGGAAAUCAUCCCGGCCUUGCCGGACGAAAACAUCGAUAUGCUUGCUGCAACGAGCAUGCUGCAGCAGCAAGCUGCUGACAUUAGGAGCCAGAGGAUCAAUUGGCAGGCUUAUCUUCAGUCUCACAUGAUCUCAAAGGAGGAUUACGACUUUAUUGUUGCUUUUGAUACAAGUGACACUAAUGUCAGAGAGGCCAAGCUCAAAGAAAACCCUGGACAGGCUGCCAAGACUUUCCUCAAUUUACUUGGCCACGUAUCCAAAGAUCAGACCAUUCAAUACAUCCUUACCAUGAUUGAUGACAUGCUCCAAGAAAAUCGUAGUCGUGUGGAAAUUUUCAGGGAACACUCCACUCGUAAAAGAGAAUCAGUCUGGGGACCAUUUUUGAACCUCUUGAACAGACAGGAUGGUUUUAUUAUGAACAUGACAGCUCGAAUAAUUGCUAAAUUAGCCUGCUGGAGUCACGACCUUAUGGAAAAAACUGACCUUCAAUUUUACCUGACUUGGCUCAAGGAUCAGCUCAAGAUCAGCUUUGAAGCCCUACAAGAGGGAAACAUGCAUGCCGAGAUAGUACAAGAUGCCAAUUCCACUGAAGCUGGAGAGGCCAAUGAGCUACACGAAUUGCUCAACCCGAAUAACGAUUACAUUCAAUCAGUGGCAAGAUGUCUGCAAAUGAUGCUUAGAAUAGAUGAGUAUCGUUUUGCCUUUGUGUCAGUUGACGGAAUUUCCACCCUCUUAAGUGUUCUCUCUGGCAGAGUUAAUUUUCAAGUCCAGUACCAGCUGAUAUUUUGCUUAUGGGUACUCACCUUUAAUCCCUUACUUGCUGAAAAAAUGAAUAAAUUCAACGUCAUCGUCAUACUAGCCGAUAUUUUAAGUGACUCCGUUAAAGAGAAAGUCACGCGAAUCAUCCUUGCAGUAUUUAGAAAUUUGAUCGAGAAAGUAGGAGAUUUGCAAGUUGCAAAGGAGCAUUGUAUUGCCAUGGUUCAAUGCAAGGUCUUGAAACAGUUGUCCAUCCUCAGUCAAAGAAAAUUCGAUGACGAGGAUAUUACAGACGAUAUUGAAUUUUUGAAUGACAAAUUACAAGCGUCUGUUCAAGAUUUAAGUUCGUUUGAUGAAUAUGCUACAGAAGUGAAAUCUGGUAGACUAGAAUGGUCACCUGUGCACAAGUCCGGGAAAUUCUGGCGAGAAAAUUCGAGUCGUCUCAAUGAAAAGAAUUACGAACUGCUUCGUAUCUUAGUUCAUUUGCUGGAAGUCAGCAAGGACCCUUUAGUACUGAGUGUUGCUUGCUUUGACGUUGGAGAAUAUGUCAGACACUAUCCUAGAGGCAAACACAUCAUUGAACAACUAGGCGGUAAGCAGUUAGUUAUGCAGUUACUGAGUCACGAAGAUCCUAAUGUUAGAUAUGAAGCACUUUUAGCUGUACAAAAGUUAAUGGUACACAAUUGGGAGUAUCUAGGGAAACAACUGGAAAAAGAACAAACAGGAAGUAGCGGAGCACCAGGAGCCAAAGCUGGAACUCAGAAAAUCUAAACGGCGUUGCAUCGUGAACUAAACCGUGGACUGCAGCCGAUUUACCAGCCAUGACUUCGAUCAUCAUAGCUGCAAAUUUUCAA
This is a messenger RNA of Copidosoma floridanum, 1834 nucleotides long. RefSeq names its product V-type proton ATPase subunit VhaSFD (gene VhaSFD). Gene Ontology annotation, cellular component: lysosomal membrane; vacuolar proton-transporting V-type ATPase, V1 domain. Gene Ontology annotation, biological process: proton transmembrane transport. Lineage: Eukaryota; Metazoa; Arthropoda; Insecta; Hymenoptera; Encyrtidae. The record is from RefSeq and is a predicted model, not a curated record. Gene Ontology annotation, molecular function: proton-transporting ATPase activity, rotational mechanism.